GAAGAAGAAGAAGAAGAAGAAGAAGCGGGCGACAAAGAAGAAGUCGACGAUGACGAAGAAGAAGACAACAACAACAGUAAUAGCUAAAAGGAUCUAACGCGUGAGAACAUGGGGCGGACUGGUACACGGCGGCGUUAUCAAGAGGAUGUUAUCUCAGAUGAAGAGAUUGAUGGAAGGAGAACGUUUAAUUUGGAGGAAAAAGUCCACUGCCAGAGGUUCAACUCUGAUCGGAUCCUUCGCAUGCAAGGAAAAGAUUUAACAUAUGAACUCAUCCAAAGAAGUGGCCUGAGAGACCCAAUCAUCUUUGAGAAAAUUGAUGGACUAGGACUCAAGAUGCCUGAUCCAAACUUCAGUGUUAGUGAUGUCAAGAUGUUUGUUGGUAGCAGACGUAUGAUUGAUGUCAUGGAUGUAAGCACUCAGAAGGGGAUAGAGAUGUCCAUGGCCCAGUGGACACGGUACUAUGAGAGUUCUCCAUCUCAGCGAGAGAAGCUCUACAAUGUCAUCAGCCUGGAGUUUAGCCACACAAAGAUGGAAAAUCUGGUCAAGAGACCUUCCACACUUGAUCUUAUAGACUGGGUUGACAACAUGUGGCCCCGUCACCUGAAAGAAAGACAAAGGGACUCAACCAACUCAAUCAGUGAUAUGCAGUAUCCCAAAGUACAAAAGUACUGUCUGAUGAGUGUGGAGGGAUGCUAUACAGACUUUCACAUUGACUUUGGAGGAACAUCCGUGUGGUACCAUGUUCUAAGAGGGAGCAAGGUAUUCUGGUUGAUCCCUCCCACCGCUCAGAACUUAGAGUUAUAUGAACACUGGGUGCUGUCGGGAAAACAAUCGGAUAUUUUUCUUGGGGAUCGUGCUUCUGACUGCCAGAGGAUUGAACUUCGACAAGGAUGCACCUUUAUCAUACCAUCAGGUUGGAUUCAUGCAGUCUACACCCCUGUGGAUUCUAUUGUCUUUGGUGGAAACUUCCUUCACAGCUUUAACAUUCCUAUGCAACUUAACAUUUGCAAUAUAGAGGACCGCACACGGGUUCCAGUGAAGUUCCGUCACCCAUUUUUUUACGAGAUGUGCUGGUAUGUGUUGGAGCGCUAUAGCUACAGUCUGACCAAGACUUCUUACCUCACACCAGAGUUCCAGAAAUUGUCUCUGGACAUUGGUAUGAACCCAAAGACAAAACAUUUGCUUUAUGGUAGAUAUCCAGCAACAAAUAACUUUUUUUUCCUCUUCUCUAAUUUAAAUAUACUCUCUGGCACAGAUCCAGCAUUUGAGAAUAUGGCGGAAGAAGAUAAGAGUGUCAGUGAAGAUGAUGUUUUAGAACAGCUGUUGGACAAACCAGCGAAUGUUAAUUUGACUCCGUUGGAGCUAGAAGGGCUUUGGAACUUGGUGGGCAAACUUGAGUCACUCCCAUCCAACAAGAAGUGUGUCCCACCAGGCAUACACAAUUCCCCUGCACUCAUCACACACAUUAAGGCACUCCUAAAGGAGCAUGCUAAUGAUGAUCCCAAAAAAUCCUACACCGGAAAACCAAUUGUUAAGUGGUCAAAGAGGUCCUUGAACCAUCAGCCUCUUCAACCACCACCAGCCCUUAAUCCUAAAUUUGUUGCCACUCCUGUCAUGCCGCGACCACAGAAGCCUGCGUCUUCCAUGUCUGUCUUGAGAAGGCGCAGGGUCAGGUGUAAGCGCUGCGAAGCAUGUAUGAGAACUGAAUGUGGAGAAUGUAAUUUCUGUCGAGACAUGAAGAAGUUUGGAGGACCUGGAAAGCUAAAGCAAACCUGUGUGCUGCGCCAGUGUCUCUCACCAGGACUUCCACUGUCUGCUGUUUGUGAAAUUUGCAAGGAGCCUAACCAAGAUGAAACUGGAGAUCACUUCUUCACUCUGAUGGAAUGUUCAAACUGUGCACAGAUAGUCCACCCAUCUUGCCUCACGAUUCGGGGUGAGGGAAUUAUCAACAAAGACCUUCCAAGCUGCUGGGAAUGUCCGAAAUGCGUUCAAGGGAUCACUGACUCGGAGCAGCGGAAAUGUUCUUCUCUGCUGGAUGCCCGCAUGGCUAAGAUAUUCCGACAGCAGAGACACUGUCGUGAUGGAAAUGACUCCAGUGAUGAUGACGAGGAUGAAGCCACACACAGAAAAAAGUCAAGGAUACAGCCAGGAGGAUGCCACUCUUCCCGGAGAGGAUUGCGUACCAACAGGAGAGGAUUGUUCAAAGGAGGAUCAACCCACAGAGGAAGCAGGGAAGGCCCUGUGACUCCUGGUACUUCCAUCUUCAAGUUCAAGGCUGGUAGGAGGAGAGGGAUGAGAUUAAGGGGUGGUUCAAGGAUGCAGCAAAGAGGUGCUUCUACUGAGGAAUCUGAUGAUGGUGAUGAAGAGGAAGAUGAUGACAGCGGACAUGGAGACCAAGAUCAGCAUCCUCAUCAGUGUAGGAGAAGGUCCAGGACUGAUGAAGAGGAAGAUGAGGACAGUGAAAAACAUGAGUUUGACCCAGAUGAUGAGGGCAUGGACCUAGAAGAAGAAGAAGAGCUAGAAGGACCCUGGGAUUCUGACCCAGAACCUCCAGUGCUCCUGAUGUCUGAUCUCAAUGAUGACAUACUUUGUGGCUCCUACCUGACUGUGACUCUACAACGCCCGAUCAUUACUGAUAAAAAAUCUGGUUGUAUCGUUCCAAAAAUGGAAGCUGCCAUGGGUUUGAGGUCACCUCCACUAAAUGCAUGUGGUCAACCAAGCAUCAACCGGAAGACCACUUUUAACAAAGCUUUAAGGUUCAAGAGCAACGACAACACACGGGAAGGGCAAAUUCUACAAGGACCAGGAAGGCCAAGUCAUCGUGGCAACUGUGUCAUCCGGAGCGCUAUCGAUCAGUCUGUGUCCUCAGACGAAGGGGAACCAUCCACCUCUUCUGUCUCUCCUGCAAUGUCACCUCCUUCCCUGCUGUCCCUGUCAUCUUUUCAGGAUGUGGAUGAGAGUGGAGGAGAAAAGGAAGUGUGGGUGUCUGUUUUCAGAUACCUUAACAGAGCUGAGUUGCUCAAGUGCAUGACUGUCUGCAAGGCCUGGUAUAAGUGGAGUUUUGAUAAGCAUCUAUGGAGCCAUCUGGAUGUGAGUCGAUUCAACCCCCUGAGCAACCAGGCCUUGGCAGGUAUCAUAAAACACCAGCCCACUUCUUUGGACCUCUCAUGGACGCCCCUGGCCAAAAGACAGCUCAACUGUCUUCUAACCAGGCUACCAGGUCUUCGAGAGUUAAGGGUUGCUGGCCUGUCCUGGACAUGCCUGUCAGCAUUGGUCACCCCGACUCUUCCCUCUCUUCGACUACUGGAUCUGCGUUGGUGUGAAGGCAUUAAAGAUACCCAAUUUAAAGAGCUCCUCACCCAUCAUGGUUCUGAGUCAUCUUACUGCAGACUAAAGAACAUAGUGACACUGCACCUGUCUGGUCUGGAUAUCAACGAGUCCACUUUGAGACUUAUUCAGCAUCAUAUGCCACACUUGGAGAACCUGGAUGUGGCUCACUGCAAGAACAUUACAGAUUCUUCAAUAGCUUUGCUUGCAGCAGUGGGCACACGCACUCGCAACAACCUCAGUGAACUCAUUCUAUCAGGUUGUCAUCAGUUGAGUGAUGGCUGCAUGUCCUACCUGAAGCGUAUCUCCUCUUUGACUUUUCUGGACCUAAGAGGCUGCAAGAAAAUCAGUAUACAAGCCUGCAACGCCUUCAUCUCUGACCUGUCACACAUCGCUGUGUUCUGUAUGAUCGAGGAUAAGGUUAUCCAAUAUCUAAACUAAGUGGUUAUUCACUUUUGGACUGAAGCCCAAUGUCACAAAAUUGCUGCUUGGGCAGUGUACUAAUGUCUUUCACAUCA
This is a messenger RNA of Hippocampus comes (tiger tail seahorse), 3845 nucleotides long. RefSeq names its product lysine (K)-specific demethylase 2Aa (gene kdm2aa). Gene Ontology annotation, molecular function: zinc ion binding; protein binding; DNA binding. The coding region runs from base 109 to 3768 and encodes 1219 amino acids. Lineage: Eukaryota; Metazoa; Chordata; Actinopteri; Syngnathiformes; Syngnathidae. The transcript has 23 exons. The record is from RefSeq and is a predicted model, not a curated record.